CAGUUAAUACAAGAAGUAUUCGACCUUGAAGAGUUAGCAACCAGAGGAAAUGUCGAGAUUCUACCGCGGUUGACCAACUUAACCUUGAGUGACUUACCAAGUUUGGGAUGCAUAUGGAACAAGAAUCCAAGAAGAACAUUAUGUUUCCGAAACUUAAGGGCGCUGAAGGUGCAUGAUUGUGAGAACUUGAGAUUUCUCUUUUCUUCUUCCAUGGCUAAAGCACUCAGGAAUAUAAAAGAAAUAGAAAUAGCAACUUGUAAACUGAUGGAGGAAAUUAUGGAUAUGCAAGAAGAAGAAUCAAAGAAAGCUACAACCACCAAUGUUGUAGAGUUCCCUCUAUUAACCUCUCUAUCUCUUGAGGAAUUGCCAAAUCUCAGGACAUUCUUUUCUGGAAAGUAUUGUGUUCGCUGUCCGUCCUUAACAAAACUGAGGAUAUCUGGAUGCUCCAAAAUGAUGACAUUCUUUUCAUCCGAAGAACAGCAACAGUCGAUGACAGCUAAUACAAAUUUACAACAAACAUGUGGUCUUAUCAAUUCUAGCUUGUCCUUGCCGGCCUUCUUCAAUCAAAAUGUUUUCUUUCCAAGCUUGGAGGAGUUGACGCUUUUGUCCUUGUGCGGGUUGAGGAGGAUAUGGAACAACGAUCUUCCUAAAGAAUCAUUCAGCAAACUAGCAUCCAUAACGGUCAGAGAUUGUGAAAACUUGUCUCAUAUUUUUCCAUCAACUUUAAUAGAGAGGUUCAAGAGCCUGAAAUUGAUUGAGGUGUUCAAGUGUGCCUCUUUGGAAGCAUUAGUGGAACAUGUUGUUGUCGAUCCUAAGAGAAGGCAAAAAGGUCUGGUUCUCUUAGUAAAAGAAGUGAAGUUGUGGCACCUGCCGAGGCUGAAUAAGCUUGUGACAAGCAGUACCAAAGCCAUGUUGAGUCUUCCUAGUCUGACUAAUGUUAGCUUGCACACUUGCCACGGUUUGAGAUAUCUCUUCACAAAUGACACAACCAGGACACUUGAAAAACUUGAGAUGCUAGAUCUUUCUGGUUGCGAUAACAUGCAGGAAGUAGUUGCCAUGGAAGAAGGUGAAGAGCAGAAGUCGAAGGUAGUGAAGUUCUCUCAUUUACGUACAUUAAAGCUCCGUUGCCUUAAGAGCUUGAUUAGUUUCAACUCAGGAAGUUGUGCAUAUGAGUUUCCCUCCUUGAAAGAGUUUACUAUUGAAGGGUGUGAAACUGUGGAGGUCAUUGUAGGAGAUGCCAGGUGUAAAAGACUAAAGGACAGAGUUCCAACGCAGCAACCGCUUUUGCUGGUUGAAAAGGUUGAGUUUCCUAAUAUGGAGUCGAUGACGAUUUCACACAUGAAUAACGUGGAGAAGAUAUGGCUAGAUGAGCUUGCUUCAAAUGCUUUUAGCAAACUCAAGACACUGACAGUGGAAUUCCCACAGGUCAUUCCACACUUGGAGCUACUGACAUUAACGAAGGAGGAUGUUGUCAUGAUGCCACAGUAUUACACCUUUGACUACCUCAGAAAGCUGGAUUUGGCAUGCUACCAUGAUGAAAAUGAUGCUUUUCCCUCCAACUUCCUUCUCCAGAGAUUGCCCAAUCUAAAAGAGCUUGUUGUGGGCUGUAGUUCUUUCGAGGAGAUAUUUCCAGAAGAUGUGCUUGGACAUGGGGAAGUGACUUCUUGUGGAGGACUAACUAACAUGGAAAAACCUCUCAAGGCACUUAGAUAUUUGAAGCAACUCAACCUAAAUAAGCUAAGUAACUUGAGACGUGUAUGGAAACAUGGCUCCUUGAUGGCUGAAAUCCUUAAACAGAUUGAAGUUAUGCAUGUUCACGAGUGCCAUAGUUUAUCCAUCAUAUUUCCAUCUCCAUGUUCAUUUAGGAGCUUAAGACAUUUGCAUGUGGAGGAUUGUGCUGGCUUAGUUCAUACGGGGACAGUGACAAGUCUAGUGCACCUUACUGAGCUCAUCCUAAGAAAUUGUGGUGCAAUGGAAGACGUGAUAACAAAUGAUGGAAUUGGAGUAGAGGAGAUCUCUUUCUACAAGCUGCAAAACUUGACACUUGAUGAUUUACCAAGCCUUGAGAGUUUCUCGCUGAUGGAUUGUGCCUUUAGGUUCCCAUCAUUAGAGUGGAUUGUUGUGAAGCAGUGCCCCAAGAUGUAUAUAUUCUGCAAGGGUGCCUUGAGGACACAAAAACUAGGUAAAGUACUCCUCUCCGAUGAAGAUGAUGAAGGGCGUUGGGAGGGCGACCUUAAUACCACCAUCCAAACCAUCUGCACCGAAUCUAAUAAAUCAGUUGCUGGAAACCAAUAA
Eucalyptus grandis is the source of this 2295-nucleotide messenger RNA. RefSeq lists its product as uncharacterized. The record is from RefSeq and is a predicted model, not a curated record. The transcript is spliced from 5 exons. The coding region runs from base 211 to 2295 and encodes 694 amino acids. Lineage: Eukaryota; Viridiplantae; Streptophyta; Magnoliopsida; Myrtales; Myrtaceae.